AUGCAUUUUUUGAAAUUAGUUCCCAAAAUUAAUUAAUUGAAAAUAAUGCUCAGUUCAGUUUCCAAAUUAUUCUAAUUUUUUACAACAAAAGAGUCUUCAUUUUCCCCAAUUUCGGGAAAUCAGCAAAUGAAAAAUUUAAGCCUAUAAAAUCGAAUGAUCAAAUCGAUCAAAUACACCGUUAUUCACUAGAUCAAGUCGCUGAAAAAAUUCAAAAUCAUCUGGAGGCAUAAAUGCACUCAUAGUUAUACUCUCACUCGCCGCCGGUAUCCACCGCAGAACCGCCGAUGAGUUCCACGGUUUCAAUCAAGACACUGUUGGCCGCCAGCGGCGGCGACACCUUGAAGCUUUUUGACCUAUCGCUGGAGCCUCGGGAUACAUGCAUUCUCUCCUACACUCCCACGCCGGGAUUUCAAGUUAAUUCCGUCAAGUGGAACCACACCAAUUUGGUGGUCGCAAGUGCUGGAGAUGACAAGAGGAUAUCUCUGUGGAGAAAGAACGGCCAGUCAAUUGGGACAAUUCCGGCAGCAGGAAGUGACUGUGGUGAUGGUAUCGAGGAAUCCAUUGCCACCAUCAAUUUCAACAACAAAGGGUCUAGGUACCUUUGUUCUGGGGGAAGUGGUCAAAUUGUUAGAAUCUGGGAUUUGCAGCGGAAAAGAUGCAUUAAAUGGUUGAAAGGUCACAGUGGCACAAUAAGUGGUGCGACGUAUAACUGCAAAGAUGAGCACUUAGCUUCUAUAAGCCUUAAUGGGGAUCUUAUGCUUCACAACCUUGCUUCUGGUGCUAGAGCUGCGGAACUCAAGGAUCCUCAUGGGCAGGUUCUUAGAGUGCUUGACUAUUCAAGGACUAGUAGACAUUUGUUGGUUACAGCCGGUGAUGAUGGAUCUAUUCACCUUUGGGACACUACUGGUCGCACCCCUAAGGCUUCUUGGUUAAAGCAACAUUUGGCCCCAACUACUGGCAUUAGUUUUUCGCCAUCAAAUGAUAAGAUUAUCACUAGCGUUGGUUUGGAUAAGAAGCUGUACACUUUUGACGUAGGGUCUAGGCGCCCAGCAUUUUUCAUUCCUUAUGAGGCACCGUUUUCUUCACUUUCAUAUACAGAUGAUGGAUUAACACUCGCAGCUGGGACGAGCAGUGGCCAGAUUGCAUUAUAUGAUAUUCGUGGGAAAUUACAACCUUUGACUGUUCAACGCGCCUAUGGACAUUCUGAGGCUGUCACCAGUCUAUGUUGGCAAAGAUCAAAGCCUAUUGUCGUAAAUGAAAACAACUGCACCCCUGAUAUAGCUCUUUUGGGAACUGCAGUUGAGGAUUCAGUCUUAAUGCCUGAUCCACUACCUGCACUUACUUCAUCAGCCCUUUCAACAUCCACAGCAGUAUCAAACUCCCGAAACCCUGGUCGUUCAGGUCCAUCUGUGGACCCAUUACCUUUUCUACCAGGAGGUAGUGUGCCCGCCUCGAGCUCACUCUUUACACCUGAGGAAUCGCCGGUUAGAAAUGAUUCGUGGAAGGGUGGCGGAGCUUUAGGGAGACUACAUGCUCCUCGUUAUAAUAUUAAAGAUGAUAUGGAAGUGUUCUCUCCACUUGUUGAUGUUCAACCAAUGACACCAUCAAUUGAUAAGCUAUGGGAUGAGCAUGGCAUUGUAAAGAAUGAUAGUGAGAAGAGCACAUCAUUUUCAUUCCCUUCUGCUAGGAGGUUCCCUCUACUAGAUGAAGGCGGGACUGAUAAGCCAUCAGCAUUUGAUUGGAAAUCUAGUUCAGUAUCCAAUAAGGAUGACAUCCGUUCUCUUUCACACUUGCCUUCUGCUGCACCUACUGUAUCUUCCCAGCCUGAUGCCUCUUUAUCAAUAACUCCUCCGGAAGCUUGGGGUGGUGGUGAGAGAUUUUCUGACAGGGCCCACCUUCGUCAAUCCCGGUUCGCAGUGCCCACUCCCAGUAGCCUUGCAUCCGGAACAAUAUUUUCUGCAUUACAAAAUACUUCAUCAUCACUCUCCAGCCUGAGCUUGGAUAGUUUGCGUGUCAGGGAAAUUUCAAAGGAAGUAACUUCUUCUUCAGAAGCUCCAGAAAAUGUCCCCUCAAGCUCUGCUCCUUUUUCCUUUGCCACAAGAGGCUUAACUGGACAGGGUAGUCUGGACUCUCUUGGCCCAGCAUUACCAUCCAUUCCUCGGAAAGUUUCCAGUUAUGCAGAGAGAAUAAGCAGUAUCAGUGAUGGGACACUGUCGGUUGGUUCACCCAAAAUUAAGAAAACCGGAGCUGAAACGAGGGAUGAGCUUUUACAGAGCUUAUUGUCAAGGCCUGAUGUUUCUUCAUCACCCAAAGCAACCAGUGUUUUCCAAUCAAUGAAUGUACCUCUGAAAAACAACGUUUCUCUGCCUGAUAGUCAGCAGCAGCAGCAGCAGGGAAGUUCAUUUUCUCUCCAGCUAUAUCAACGCAGUCUUGAAGAAGCGCUCGAGGCAGCCCUCAAACCCGUUCUCGCGGCCAUUAGAGACCUGCACAUUGAUCAUUUAAGAGAAUCUCACAUGCGCGACGUAAGAAUGGCUGAACUGGAGGGCGAGAUUAAAGCACUCCGGGAAAAUCAAGCGGAGCAUUUGAGACAAUAUCAGUUAAUUAGCAAAGAAAAUCAAGAACUCCGCCAACACUUGUUUUGAUUGGUUUAGGAGGACAUAUCCUCUGUCCCAAAGGUAAGAUCUCAACUAUUAUAGUUGGACGAGAUAUGUUCCUAGAAAACUGGAAGGGUGUUUUUGAAUGUUCAAUACUCUUUCUCUAUCUUCUUUUUUUUUAUCCAAGUUGCCAAUUGUACUUUCUCUUUUUAUAAUUUUAAGUUUCUAAUUGUGUUCAUUCCCUGCAACAAUUCAAGCAAAGAGUGUUCACUAACCAAUUCAAACCAAUACAUCACUAUGCAUACU
Molecule: messenger RNA, 2900 nt
Organism: Cuscuta campestris
Lineage: Eukaryota; Viridiplantae; Streptophyta; Magnoliopsida; Solanales; Convolvulaceae
Source: the annotation of a GenBank genome assembly